Molecule: messenger RNA, 2472 nt
Organism: Podarcis raffonei (Aeolian wall lizard)
Lineage: Eukaryota; Metazoa; Chordata; Lepidosauria; Squamata; Lacertidae
Gene: CERKL
Product: ceramide kinase like
Exons: 13
Coding region: 229-1917 (562 amino acids)
Molecular function (GO): kinase activity
Source: RefSeq, a predicted model, not a curated record
GGGCUGAAAAGUUGGUCGCGAGGGAGGCGCGGAGAUGGCAGAGGUCGCGCGCCUAAGCUCAAAGCCGAAUGCGCGCGCGCGCUCCCCCUCCCCCUCCCUCCUCCAGCUGGACCCGGGACAAGGGGGAGGAGAGCGGCUCGCUGCCUUGGUAGCGGCGGCGACGCGCUGAGGCGCCUUUCCUGUCCCCUUUCUCCUUCCUAGCUGGAGGAGCCUGCCUGCCUGCCUGCCAUGCACCGCCCCGGGAGGAGGGUAGCCUGGGCCGCCGAGAGCCCGGAGGACCCUUUCGGGGUGGCGGCAGCAGCAGCAGCGGGCGCUGGGUGGAAGGGAAACGACGGCGCUCCCUCCUCCCGCUCCUCUUCCUCGACGGAGGAGGAGGGAGCAAAGGGGGCGCCCCCGGUGCGGGAGGCGGAGGCGGGGGACGAAGACGAGCAGCCCCUCCUGAGGGGGAUUUUCGGCGUCGGCAAGAGGAGCUGCGACGUGGUGCUCAGCGCGCGGAGGCUCAGCUGGAGCCCCAUCCAGCCCGAGAGGCCCGUAGGUGGUUCCAAUGUGGGCUUGACAAAUGAAGAGGAAUCUGUCGAAAUGAAAGAUGUAUUUUCCGUAAAACUGAAACGCCGUCGUUUUGCUGGGCAGCAAAAAGGUGGCCUAUUAUUAGGUAUCACAGUUUUUGUCUGCCUGAAAAAAGAAGGAAACAAACUUAAGGAUUCUGUCAUCAACUUAAGUAAUUUAAGUGAGGACCAUUGUUACCUGUGGUUUAAGCAUUUGAAGGAAAUUUUGAAUGGUUUUCCGAAUAGGCCAAAGUCAUUAAAGGUGUUUGUCAAUCCAAAUAGUCAUAGAAAAGAGGCUGCUCGCAUUUAUCACGAACAAGUUGCACCUCUCUUUAAGCUUGCUGACAUCAGGGCUGACGUUACAGUUACUGAAUAUGAAGGACAUGCUCUUAAAUUACUUAAGGAAUGUGACCUGAUGUCAUUUCAUGGGGUGGUUUGCGUUGGUGGAGAUGGGACUGCCCAUGAAGUUGCUCAUGGUCUUCUGCUUAGAGCCCAGAUGGAUGCCAGGAGGGAUGUUGAUGACAUAAUUGCACCAGUUAGAGCACAAGUUCCUCUUGGAAUAAUACCAGCAGGUUCUACAAAUAUUUUGGCAUAUACUGUGAAUGGCAUACAACACACAGUAACUGCAACACUGCACAUAAUAAUGGGGCAUGUACAGUCAGUGGACGUGUGCACUUUCAGUAGUCCAACCAAGCUACUUCGCUUUGGGUUUUCAUCAAUGUUUGGGUUUGGAUCAAGGGCUCUGGCUUUGGCUGAAAAACAUCGUUGGAUGCCAUCAAGUCAGCGAAAAGAUUUUGCUGUGCUCACGACACUGGCAAGUCUGAAACCAGAAUAUUGUGAAUUAUCAUUUCUACCUUUGGAGCAAGAUGCUCAGGGGGAGGAUAAAAAGCAGCAAAAGAGACUUAAAUCUGACAGCAGGGAUCACUGGCGCAGAAUCCAGGGUCACUUCCUGAACGUGAGCAUUAUGGCAAUCCCUUGCCUCUGCUCAAUGGCACCAAGAGGCUUGGCACCUAAUACCAGAUUGAAUGAUGGAAGCAUGGCGCUUAUUGUUGUGCGGAACACUUCUCGUCCGGAGUUUGUUAAGCACCUGAAAAGAUAUGCUAGUGUGAAAAACCAGUUCAGUUUUCCAUUUGUUGAAGCUUUCAUUGUUGAAGAGGUAAAAGUCCAAUCAAGAACUAGAAAGGAACGCAUCACUAGAGACAACUUGAAUUCCAUAGAUCCUGAAGAAAAGAACUAUCCAUGGAAUAUAGAUGGAGAGUUAAUGGAAUGGCCAUCGGAAGUUUGUGUCCGGGUACAUCCCCAAUUAAUUAAUCUAUAUGGCAAGAGUGUUGAUGCAGUGGAUAAUCCAAAAGGAUCAUGCAGCUGUCUUUAGAAACAAUCUAGGAAGAGAAAUUAUGGAUUUUGCUGCUAAAUCGAACAACUCAGUUGUAUAGGAUAUGACUGAUGCAGAUUGAAACCCAAGCUUGGAUAAGGCAAAUCCCCAACGCAUACUUAUUUCUGCAGGAAAACUGAAUGAUUUUUAUAUACUUGAUUGACAUUUUUCAGAGAAUAAGGAGAGGGGCUGCAGGGAUAUGCUACAGAGGUAAGGAAGGUGUGGGAGUAUGUGGGUUUGUGUGUGCCCUUCACCAGAAGAGAGAGGUUCUGUGGGUUCUGUGGCUGUUUUUCUGCUUCUUUCAAAGCGGCAGUAGGCAGAACAUUUAAGCCUCUCCACCUCAGCACACUUUAGGCAGGGUAGCAUUCUUCACCCAAGCUCCCAUGCAUUACUCAGUGAGUCUAGCUUUUCCCAUUACUUUUUAUGACUUCCAUUGUUUCAGUUCUGCAAACCAUUCUGCACAUUUCAGUAUUGCUGGAAAAAGUGUGUUCCAUUAAACAUUUAAGAAGACUCUUAAACUUUUUGCCAUCUUCAGUCCCUCCCUAAUGCAAAUAA